UCCCGUUCCGAGCGUGAGCGGCGUUGCGCGUGUGCGUGAGCUUGAGCGGCGGCGGUCAGCGUGAUGUUAGCCAGCAUGGCCGUCGCUGGGCUUCGUCAACACCGGACCGAACGCGGCUCGAGCGGUCGGACCGCUGACCGACACCGGCGCCACUCCGGACCCGUCCGCGCCGGCGUCAGGCGUGACCUGUGAACGACGAGGUCAUCAAGGUGUUCAACGACAUGAAGGUGCGCAAGUCGCACCGGACGCCCGAAGAGGUGAAGCAGCGCAAGAAGGCGGUGCUCUUCUGUCUCAGCGACGACCGCAAGAAGAUCGUGGUGGAGGAAGGCAAACAGAUCCUGGUGGGCGACAUCGGCGAGACGGUGGACGACCCAUACGCCUGCUUCGUCAAGCUCCUCCCCCUCAACGACUGCAGAUACGGACUCUACGACGCCACCUACGAGACCAAGGAGUCCAAGAAGGAGGACCUGGUCUUCAUCUUCUGGGCUCCCGAGGGCGCUCCCCUCAAGAGCAAGAUGAUCUACGCCAGCUCCAAAGACGCCAUCAAGAAAAAGUUUACAGGCAUCAAGCACGAGUGGCAAGUGAACGGGCUGGACGACAUCCAGGACCGCAGCACGCUGGCCGAGAAGCUGGGCGGCAACGUGGUGGUGUCCCUGGAGGGGAAGCCGCUGUGACGUCGGCGGCGCCGUGCCAUCUGGACCCGAGCCCGCCGCGCCGCCGCCUGCCGUGUGUGUCUGUGUGGUGAAGGAGUCGACGUCGUUAGGCCCCGUUUUUGUUUUCUCGUUUUUUUUUUUGUUGCUUUUCUUCUGGUUUGUUUUGCCCCCCCAAAAUGAAGGAGAUCUCGUUAAGGUCAAAUAUGCAAACCCCUCCCACUUUGUUGCCACAUGACUUGCGUUGACCCAACAGGAAAGGUCGUCUCCGAGUUUUGCCAAAAAGACCUCCGCCUCCCAUGACGAGGCUUUUUCUUUGUCUUUUUUUUUUAACGUGACUUUAAUUUAUUCUUGUCGCCGCGUUGCUCCACGAUGCAUCACAGAACUGUUAGCGUUAGCUCCCUCCUGGCCGCCUUACGUUUUGCUUGGAUUGUAAACGCCACCACACGUCGUUAGAGGCUACUUUGAUUUUGGAAGCACCCCCACGACCCCCUCCUCAAGUCCCGGUGUGAGAUGACCGAACGCGACAACAUCUGCAGCCUUAAAGUGGAACCUUGUUUGUGAGCUCACAGGAAGCCACUCUGCAAUAAAAGCCUGUGGCCCCGC
Molecule: messenger RNA, 1256 nt
Organism: Phyllopteryx taeniolatus (common seadragon)
Lineage: Eukaryota; Metazoa; Chordata; Actinopteri; Syngnathiformes; Syngnathidae
Gene: cfl2
Product: cofilin 2 (muscle)
Exons: 4
Coding region: 222-674 (150 amino acids)
Biological process (GO): cell motility; actin filament fragmentation; actin filament severing
Cellular component (GO): actin cortical patch; cytoplasm; actin cytoskeleton
Molecular function (GO): actin filament binding
Source: RefSeq, a predicted model, not a curated record